UGGUGGUCUACCGGCAUUUCAGUCGUCCAUAGGGAGGCGGUAGCUCGCACUCCUCUAUUUAUUUAUUUAUUGUAGUUUAAUUUGCAGUUGACGGAACGAAUCAUGCUCGCCCUGUGCCUUUACGUCCCCAUCUCCAACUCCGACCCGGUGGAAGUGGACUACUUCGAGUCCAACGGGCUUCCCACCGAGCUCAAUUCGCUCUUCAGCAAACUGAGCGUGGUCCUGCCGUCUCAGGAGUUUUCCACCUAUCAACGAUGGCGAAAAAAAACCCUAAGGAGGGAGCCCGACGUGUCUGACGACCAGCUGGACUUUGAGGAGUUUGUGCACUACCUGCACGACUAUGAGAAAGACCUGAAGCUGGUGGUCAAGAGUCUGGACAGGAGAAAUGCAGGCCGAGUGGACACAAAGGAGUUCAUCCAGGCUCUCCAGGACAUCAGCGUGCACGUUUCACAUCAUCUUGCCGAGAAAGCCCUUAAGAGUAUGGACAAGAACGGCAUUAUAACCAUCAGCAGUAAAGAAUGGAGCAAGUACUCCAUGGUGGAGGAGACGGAGAGCAUUCCUGAGAUCAUCCUAUAUUGGAAGCGCUCUACGAUCUUCGACGUGGGCGAGAACCUGAUGGUCCCUGAUGACUUCAGCAACGAGGAGAAGCAAAGCGGCAUGUGGUGGCGGCACCUGGUGGCAGGAGGCGGGGCUGGUGCCGUAUCCAGGACGUGCACGGCACCUCUGGACCGUGUCAAAGUCAUGAUGCAGGUGUACGGCUCCAGAAGCAACAACAUGUGCAUCAUGAGCGGCCUGACGCAGAUGGUCAAAGAGGGCGGCGUGCGCUCACUAUGGCGAGGGAACGGCGUCAACAUAAUCAAGAUCGCGCCCGAGUCGGCCCUCAAGUUCAUGGCGUAUGAGCAGAUCAAACACUUGAUCGGCAGUGACAAGCAGACGCUGAACAUCUCUGAGCGCUUCGUGGCCGGAUCGCUGGCCGGGGUUAUCGCCCAGAGCGCCAUCUACCCCAUGGAGGUGCUGAAAACACGGCUGGCUCUGAGAAAGACAGGCCAGUACGCUGGCAUCUCCGACUGUGCCAAGCAGAUCUUCCGGCGAGAAGGCCUGGCGGCGUUCUACAGGGGUUACAUGCCCAACAUGCUGGGUAUCAUUCCCUACGCCGGCAUCGACCUGGCCGUGUAUGAGACCUUGAAGAACAGCUACCUGCAGCAGUACGGCACCGCCAGCGACCCUGGCAUCUUGGUGCUGCUGGCGUGCGGCACAGUGUCCAGCACCUGCGGCCAGCUCGCCAGCUACCCGCUUGCUCUUGUGAGGACGCGCAUGCAAGCGCAAGCUGCAACAGGCAGCGGCCAGCAGGCAACCAUGACUGCGCUCUUCCAUCAGAUCCUGCGGGCCGAGGGUCCGACUGGCCUCUACCGGGGCCUGGCGCCCAACUUCCUGAAGGUCAUCCCCGCCGUCAGCAUCAGCUACGUGGUGUAUGAGCACAUGAAGACGCAGCUGGGCGUCACCUCGCGCUGACCACCAAUCACCCAACACCCACUCUCCUUCCUGCCAGGGAAUCCCACCUUCUCAAAGGGGGGUUCGUGAAGCUCGAUCUCAUUCUGUGAAUGUCAUCAGACGAAAGAGGAGGUCGUCCGUCUUGGACCGCUGCUAUAUGUUAUUACAGUUGCAUAAGCGACUGCAACUUGAGGACCAAAUAUUUGUGGACUGUUGGAAGGCGCGAUUGUAUUCGAGUUUUUGGGCAGAUUGCUCUCUGUUGCCACACACUAUUUAUUUCCAUCUGCUAUUUAUUGGUUUUAUAUCCAGCGGGAUGUAAACUAUUCGUUGUGUGUUCAAGAGCCAAAUUGUGCUUCUUAAACAGCAGCCUUAAUGAAUAGUGAGACACUAUCAGGGUGUUGGACUUAUGACUGUGGUUAAUUUGCAAACAAAAUGGUCCUAAUGUUCACUACAGGUUAAGGGAGUAGGCACACGUAAGUGUUAGGACUUUUUUUUUUUUUUUUGUGGUGUAUCAAGGGCUUUGAAAAGGAAAAAAAAAAAUUAGUAACUCAUUGCACUUUAAACCUUGCUGGAAAAGCCUCUGUCACAGCAGUCCAGGUAUUACAGAGGUUAGGUUUUUUUGUUUUUGUUUUUUGUUUUUUAAGUAUUUUAAAGACAGGUUUUCAUACAAAUAAAUGCAAAUUUGUUUUUAAAAAAUUUGCCCCUCGUCCUUGAGUCCUGCUGCUUAAACACUCACGAUAGCACCUCUUAAUAAAACAACCUCCCAAAGCUCACUUGCAUAACUUCCUACUACAAAAGUCAUGAAAAUUAACCCCCAGGAUUGAUUAAAAGACAGUGGUGCCUUGACUUAUGAGUUUAACCUCUUCUCUGACCAUUCUUGUAACUCAAAACACUCAGCACUCCCCACUGAAAUGUAAUGCCAUUAAAUAAACCUAUAAGACUUGGAAAAGGCGUGACAUUGCUCCGCAAACACAUUUUUCUUUUCUUGCCGUUAAAACAUAAUUUUUAUUUUAGUUUCAUGUGGUUACCAGGAGCAAAACUAAAGCAGACGUCAAGCCAGCCUCCCACUUACUGACAAUUUGUUUCUACUGUACUCGGCAAUACAGAGUGUUGCGAAGUUAUCACGCAACUAUUCCAGUUCUGGGAGAUACUAGAUCAGAGAUGUCAAAUUAAUUUUAGUUUGCGGGCCACAUUCACCCCGAUUUGAUUUUAAGUGGGCUGAACAAGUAUACGGAUGGUGUAAUAAGUUAUGAAUAACAACUAAUCCAUAUUUUUCCAUUGUCUGCAAAUAAUUACACUUACUCAUUGUGUUGCUAAUCAUAUUAGCAAGCUGAAAUUUCUUAAAAACGAUUGCAAUUUCAGCAGUAUUGAAUAUUUUUUUUCAUAUAGAUGUGCUUACAGAACAAAAUGGCUCUAUAUGUACAAUUUAUAAAACAAUUUGUUAAGCUCUAGAAAUCAUUUUCAAUUCCCAAAUUCCUGCAUCUAAUAAUCUUGACAACCUCAACUGACUCGUCAUAACACCAUAAAAACUCAAGUUGAAACUAUUCUGAAAGAGCAAUAAGUUAUCUGCCUCCCUUUUAAAUGUACACAUAAAAUACAAGUUGUGACAGUGCAUGAAAAAAAAAAACAGUUGCACCAACCAACCCCUUUUGAACUGAUGCUGUUGAUUGACAUUUUGGAAUAUUUGUAUGAAAACAUUUCUAUAUACAGUAUUAUUUCAUUUUAACAGAACUGUAGAGCAAAGGUGUCACAGCAUUUAAUAUGAAGUAGGCUUUCUUUCCUACUGAAACUCGCCAGUGCAUCGAUAUCAGAUGUCAAAUCGUGAGUAGCAGUUAAUGUCAGAAUGUCAUUGAAGUGAUUGUUAGUCCACCCUCCAGUAGACAAAAUUAACUAUUAUUUACAUUUGACACAUCUGUCUUAUAUUGUCAGUAAAUACAGCAGUCCCUCAUUUAUCAUGAUUUUUGCCACUUGGGGGUCACCAUCCUCACGUUCUACACUGCAGUAUGAAUGUGUGUGGGUUCAAAAGGCAGGGACUGGCCUGUUGAGUGACGUGGUCGGUGGGAGUCAGCAAAUAAGAGUGUACAGUUAGCGGACUGUUAACUGGCUAACAGUUACCCACGAGUCUGCGUGUUUUGAGUGCCUCUGGGUUACCGUCUGCUCAAUAAAGCCAU
Phycodurus eques (leafy seadragon) is the source of this 3662-nucleotide messenger RNA. RefSeq names its product calcium-binding mitochondrial carrier protein SCaMC-2-A-like. Gene Ontology annotation, cellular component: mitochondrial inner membrane. The record is from RefSeq and is a predicted model, not a curated record. Gene Ontology annotation, molecular function: ATP transmembrane transporter activity; calcium ion binding. Lineage: Eukaryota; Metazoa; Chordata; Actinopteri; Syngnathiformes; Syngnathidae. The coding region runs from base 103 to 1512 and encodes 469 amino acids. The transcript is spliced from 10 exons. Gene Ontology annotation, biological process: transmembrane transport.